Molecule: messenger RNA, 1413 nt
Organism: Gamsiella multidivaricata
Lineage: Eukaryota; Fungi; Mortierellomycota; Mortierellomycetes; Mortierellales; Mortierellaceae
Exons: 2
Coding region: 1-1413 (470 amino acids)
Source: RefSeq, a predicted model, not a curated record
AUGAGCGAUUCAGGUGCAAGUAGCAGCGAGAAUACGCAGGGGACGGGAACCAGGGCACCUUUAGUCGAAGGCGCGAUGCAGAACCUGAACCUCAACGGAUCGGCGUCCAACGGCGAAGACAACACCAUGGAGGUCGACGAUGACGCUUCGACGAUGACGUUCGAGGGAAUGACGGAGAUCUGUCGGACAACAUCAGAGUCCUUGAAAACCCUGACCCAAACGAUGGGCCAACAAUACCUCAUACAGUCGAAACCCAAUGCAACUCCCGAGUCUGUCGCUCUGUUCAAGAAGACGGCUGCGGAGGUGGAGAAGGCGAAGACUGAAUUGAAGAUGUGGUCCAGCAUGUUGGAAAACAUGCAGUUGUCAGGAAGGAUCGAGUAUGAAUGCGAAAGGAGAGUCGAAUCCCAGAGCAGUCUGUCCAGAGAGGUCAAAAGGUCCGGAGAUGACGAUUCCGUGUCUCUUGCUCCCGAAUGUCCACGAUUCCACAGGCCAGUGGAAUUGCCGCACACGUUGCCAAAGCUGGGCGCUAAGGUAACAGGUCCUCUGAUCACUAAUGUCCGAGAGUUUUUGUUCAAAUUCAAAAGCCAUGGUGAGACGAGCAAAGGGCUCAAGAAGUUCAACCUACUGUGUAUGCGAAUGUUGAAGUUGGCGAACAUGGAUGAAAAAGUUGACACUGCAUUCGAAGCGGCAAUCCGAGCGAAGCCUGACGCAAGCUGGGAUUGGACACUGUGCGAGGAGACGUUUGUCAACUGUGCGUUGACACCCAUGGAGAAGUCGAUUGAGGUGGAGAAUUUUGCCAGAGAAGGCAAAGAGAAGGGCGAGGCUUACGAUGAGUACUCGCUACGACUCCGGAGAACCGCCGACGUCUACAAGAUCCAUGAAUUGCCGAAGUGUGCUGAUGUCACGCAGACAUUGCGCAUGUCGGUGCCGUCGAUGGCGCUGACAAUGAUGACGGUCGCCUACAAGCUGGACCUAGUCAUGGAUCGAAUUGGGAUGGAAAAACCCGAUGACACCACACUGGACUUUUUCAUCAAGUCUAUGUCUUUCAUGCAUGGACCCGAUGAUUCUGCACAGUGGAAGGCGAUGAUCGAAGCUGGGAAGAAGGCGAGGCUGUUGAAAGAGACCAGACAGCAGGAUGCGCGAGACGCAGCAUCGAAGAUUGGUCAGAAGAAGGGAACUUCUAAUGGCAAUGGCACCGCUGUAAAGCAAGAGCAUGCUGCAGUGGAGGGAGCACCCAGUCAGGUCAGCCACAGAGGUGGAUUCCGUGGAGGACACUAUGGAGGAGCCUUUGGUGGCAGGGGAGGAGCCUUUGGUGGCAGGGGAGGAUUCCGAUUCCGUGGUCGUGGCAACCAUGGGAAAUCACCCUACCCGAGUCCAGCUACCCAGUCAGGUGCCCAGCAGCAGGGUCGAUAG